Messenger RNA from Pseudocercospora fijiensis CIRAD86, 3783 nucleotides. RefSeq lists its product as uncharacterized. Gene Ontology annotation, cellular component: cytoplasm; exon-exon junction complex. The transcript has 7 exons. The record is from RefSeq and is a predicted model, not a curated record. Gene Ontology annotation, biological process: nuclear-transcribed mRNA catabolic process, nonsense-mediated decay. Bases 1 to 3537 code for a protein of 1178 amino acids. Gene Ontology annotation, molecular function: protein binding; RNA binding. NCBI's taxonomy places the organism in Eukaryota, Fungi, Ascomycota, Dothideomycetes, Mycosphaerellales, Mycosphaerellaceae.
AUGGAGCGGCGAAGAAAACGCGAUUUGCGAGAACAGAAUAUCCGAGCUUGGAAUGGAGAGAAAGAUAUCUUCGAGGUCCAAGGCUCGCUGGACUCCAACAUGAAGAAGAACACAGCAUUCAUUAAGCGCCUCCGUACCGCACUCACUGCUGCCAACCAGGCCACGUUCCUGCACGAGAUACGCUCGCUGUCAUUACACAAAUACCUCACCGAAAUCAUCUCCGCCUGCUACGAAGGUCUGACUAAGCUGAAGGUCGCUGCGGACAUCACGGCCGGCGUUGAGAUUGUCAGCGCCUUGCAUCAGCGAUUCGGUCCAGACGAGUUCACUUCAUAUCUGGCUUGGUAUGUCGGACGCGGCCUGGCGACACCGGAUAAGGCGCAGCUCAUAGCCCUUGCGACCGAUGUUCGAGAGCGAGAGGAGAGGGAGCGCAUUGCUAGACAGCGCACGCUACUUCGCGUGGCCACGGAAUUAUGGCUCGUCGGAGUUCUCAGGAGUCUAGAGGAUAUUGCCCAGCCGGCCGAAGCUGCAAAGGGCGCCAAACCUGCCGAUACUACUUCAAAGCCUAAAGCCAACGGCAUCCGAGCAGACACGGCAGACCCAGAGCCAUUCCCACUCGAGGUUUUGAAGGAUAUGCUUGGGCAAGACCGCGAACACGUAAACUUGCCUCUGGUUGUGCUUUUCGUCAAGGCAUUUGCCUGGGAUAUACUUGGAUCCAAAGCGACGAAAGGAGCGCAGCGACUGAAGGUCGCCGAAGAUGGCGCGACAACUGCUUCGAAUGCGAACGGAGAGUCGCAGACCUCCACCGAGAACGAUGACGGAGCUGUUCCAGACCCACCACUUACUCCACCUGCUAUGCAGGAACGCUUCCGUAACAUCAUGCAGCGUUACUUCGACGAUGUGAAAGCUCACAUUGUCCGCGAUCAGGAACGUCUUGCGAACCAAGGGAAGCGCAAUGCUGAAGCGUAUGUCAAGUCGGGAGAAGUCUUUGAGGACAGGCAAGCGAACUACGACAAGGCCGUCAAGGCUCAAGAGAAGCUCGUGGCCAGCGCUCAAACGCUUGCAGAAGUUCUGGGUGCGGAGAUGCCAGACCUGUCUGAGAAGGACACUGCGAAUGCCGGAUUUGAGGGCAGCGUUGGACUUGUAAAGACCGGUGAAUACCUUCGUGGCCAGAGUGAAGGUGCUGGUAUCUGGGAAGACGAAGACGAGCGUCGCUUCUACGAAAAUCUCACGGACCUGAAAGACCGAGUUCCCGGCAUUCUUCUUGAGGACGGCAAGAAGAAGAAAGACGGAAAUGAUGAACAGGUUGGCAAGAAGAUUGAUGAAUCAAAUGACUCCAAAGACAAGCCGGCUGAGAGUGAGGAGACAUCUACUGCAAUCGCGAACAAGACUGUGGGAGCGCAGGUCGAUGCGCUUCUCACAAGACUGCACGAACUCACAACCAAGGAUCAAGUCGAUCAGUUCGCAAUUGACUUCUGCUUUCUGAACUCGAAAGCUUCGAGGAAUCGGUUGAUCAAAGCUGUUGAAGACGUACCAAAGGGCAGGACCGAUCUCCUUCCGCUGUACGCACGUCUCAUUACGACCCUUGGCCGCUAUUUGAACGACAUCCCAGAGGCCAUGAUCAAGUACCUUGACGAUGAGUUCCGAAGCUUGCAGCGUCGCAAAUCGAAAGACUUCCUUGGGCAAGUGCGCAUGGUCAACAUCCGCUACAUCGCUGAACUCACCAAGUUUGGAGUUGUUCCUGAGCAUGUCAUCUUUCACUGCUUGAAAGUUAGCCUCGACGACUUUUCCAGGAUGAACAUAGAGGUGAUAGCAAACCUCCUUGAGAAUUGUGGAAGGUACUUGUUGCGCAAUCCAGACACAUCGCCGCGCAUGACUUCGUUCUUAGAAACGCUACAGCGCAAGAAGGCAGCGCAGCAUCUCGGCCAGCAGGAGCGUAUGCUGAUUGAGAAUGCUGCUUACUACGUCAAUCCACCAGAGCGUGCAGCGAUUCAGCAAAAGGAGCGUACAACCCUUGAUCUCUUCGUCCGCAAGCUGGUAUACUCGGACCUCAGCAAGAAGUCUUUGGACAAGGUUGUCAAGCAGAUUCGCAAACUACACUGGGAGGAGUCUGAAGUCGUGGACAUCCUACGCAAGAUUUUCGUCAAGCCCGGCAAGAUUAAGUUCGGCAACAUCUAUUUGCUGGGCAUGAUGCUUGCUGCCCUUUGGCGCUUCCAUACGAGUUUCGUCGUCACGGUUCUGGACGAGCUGCUGGAACGUAUGACCGUCGGCCUUGAAGUCAAUGACUUCAAGUACAACCAGCGACGCAUUGCAGAAAUGAAGUACUUGGGCGAGCUCUAUAUGUACCGCAUCACCUGCGGACACUGUUUUGAGAAGGGCGCCGCAAAGAAGAAGCUCGACUUUUACCUUUCCUUUCUGCAGUAUUACAUCAAUGUCAAGGACCCACUACCGAUGGAUAUUGAAUUCGUGGUUCAAGAUACUUUUAAUCUACUUCGGCCACAGUGGAAGCUGGUCCUAGGCGACCUCCCUGAAGCGAGCCGGGUCUUCUCUGAGGCCUGCAAGCUGCAUUACCAGACCACUGCAUCGAACCAGGCUCCAGAACCGGAAGAGGCCGAAGAGCUGGAGGCCGAAGGCAAUCUUUCAGGUGAUGAUGGCGAAGAGGACCCUGCUGAAGGCGAGGAUGCCAACAAGUCCGACAGCGAUGAUGCCAAAGUACAAGGUGAUGACGACGAAGUACGAGCUAAUGAGUCUGACGAAGAAGAGCACAUUGUGGUGACUCGACCAGAAGACCAAAGAGACCCAGAAGCAGACGCCGAUUUUGACCGCGAGCUUGCCAAGCUCAUGGCAGAGAGUGUUGACUCGCGCAAGUUCGAGCGCAAAACGAUGUUCGAUGUUCCGCUUCCCAUGCGUCGCAGUGUUCGCGACGCCACUACUACCGCUGCUGAAGAUAGCGGUGGUGAGGGUCAAGCACCUGCGCCGACGAAUGGAGUGGGCACGAUGAAGUUUGCGCUUCUCAGCAAGAAAGGCAACCGCCAGCAGACCCGAUCGAUCGACCUGCCUUCCGACUCCUCCUUUGCCGUGGCGAUGCGCACUCAGCAGCAAAAUGAGCGUGCCGAGCAGCAGCGAAUCAAGAAUCUCGUGCUCAAUUACGACCUUACAGACGACCAAACAGAUGGUGAUUCACCCAGCUUUCAUUACGUCAAUGCUUCAAACAACAACGUUCGACUUGUCGGCGGCUUCGAAUCCCUGCGUGGCGCACCACGAUACGAUAAGGCAGGAAAUACUCGCAGCAGACAGCGGGCGAGAAAGUUACAGUUGGGAGACAUCGACUGGUAUGGCAACCGCUCUACUUCUCCGACCUACUGCCUCGAUCAACCCAAUGCCGACUGCGACUACGACCACGAGCUCGACCUCGACCACGAUGUCGACGAUGGAGACGAGAAAGAGUAUGAAUGCGUGCUGGAGACAGCAAAGGUAAGGACGACACACGGCGUUCCAAGAGCAAAGCUCGGGCGUGACAAGCAAAGAAGGGGGAGGUAGAGAACGAGGCAGUAUGGGAAUUCGAAGUCCAGAGGCAGACAGGGAUUGGAGAAGCAUGAAUUGCGCGAGCACCCUCACUUCGGAGCAGAGCAGAGGCGAUGAGGAAGUUUUCAAGAAUGCUUUAGCUCCCGAGGAGAGAUGGAUGGGGGCGAGGAGAAGAAAUGCUGACCGCAGUCACUCAUUUGCAUGCUUUCCUAGAGUUACAAGUUUGAAGUAGCGAGAGAACAAAGACCAAGAUUGGUGGAG